ACGCAAUAACUGUCUCAUCACCAUGUGUCAGCCAAUCUAAAAAGGGAACUAAAUCCUAGACGUGUGAGAGGGCCUGAGACACAGCUCUCUCUCUCUUUCUGGUACACUGAAGCUGGAUGACUAGUUAACCUCGAAGUUUAGCUAUCACGCUGUACUUUCUACCGAUUGGCCUUAGUUCAUUCUUUUCCUUUAGAGAUAUUUUUGUCGGUAGCAACUCACUGAUGUUAACGUGCAUAGGUAUUUUUUCAGUCAGGUACCUGUAAAUUCUGGUGGCAUUUGGCAAUGUAAGUAAACUGUUAUAGUUCAAGACGAUUCCGGAGACAAGGGCUGAGUAAAUAUUAACAAGCCCCUGUGCUUGCUUGGGACUUGAAAGGAUUGCAUGACAUCAACGAGCAAGCUUUUGUCAGUCACAAUCUAGGCCAGAUUAGUCUUAAAGUCCAAGGAAGAAGCAAAGUUCACCUUAGUGCAGAAGUUUCUGUAUGCCUCUCCUGGUUAUUGUUUGCAAGCUUAAGGGAAAGAAAUGAUGAAGGAGAAAGAAAAAACCAUCGCUAUUGUGAAGGUUAUAGACUCUUCCAAGUUGAAACUGUUGUCUGGUAGUAUUUUGGAUGUAUAUAGUGGCGAGCAGGGCAUUUCUCCAGUUAACACUGGUCUUAUGAAUGCUUCUUGUCCAAGUAUUCUACCCAUGAAGAAGGAAAUUGCAGAAACUGACACUAGAGCUUUGGCAAAGGAGAGACAGAAAAAGGACAACCACAACCUCAUUGAAAGAAGAAGAAGGUAUAAUAUUAAUUACAGAAUCAAGGAGCUUGGCACUCUUAUUCCAAAGUCUAAUGAUCCUGAUAUACGCUGGAACAAAGGAACCAUUCUAAAAGCAUCAGUGGACUACAUCAAGUGGCUACAAAAAGAACAACAGAGAGCCCGGGAGUUAGAACACAGACAGAAGAAAUUAGAGCAUGCUAACCGGCAGCUUAUGCUCCGCAUUCAGGAGCUAGAAAUACAAGCACGUGCUCAUGGUCUACCAAUCCUGGCUUCACUCGGCACAGCUGACUUUGGUACCCACAUCACUAAACAGCAGACCCAUUCUGAGAAGAACUCAGUAGGCUGUUGCCAACAACUGACUCCAUCCCAGGGGACAAGCCCGGAGUUCUAUGAGCAAGCUGUGGCUUUCUCUGAUCCACUGUCUCACUUCACAGAUUUAUCGUUUAGUGCUGCUUUGAAAGAGGAGCAAAGAUUGGAUGGUAUGCUACUAAGUGAUACAAUAUGCCCCUUUGGGACGGACCCGCUACUCUCUGCCAUUUCUCCUGCAGUUUCCAAAGCGAGCAGUCGAAGCAGCCUUAGCUCAGAGGAUGGCGAUGAACUGUAAGCCACAGACAGACUCAAGUCAUCAACCAGGAAGCAGCUCCGUGCUGGUGCUUCUCAAUCGUGGUCUGUGCUUCAUACCUGGCUUUCACUUAAUUCUCUGAAAGGAAUGAUUAUAAGUGAUGGAAUAUCUCAUGGGAAGAAGAAACAUGAUGCUAAAGAAUCAUUGAAGAUCACAGUAUUGUUGCCCACUUUGCCUACAGAGUUCAGAUUUCCUUACAUUUAAUUUCCCUGGAAAGUGGUUCAACUUAAUAACCACUGCGGUGUUAAUACCGUCAGAGCUGUGACAUCAUAGCAUAUUACUGGAGUUACAGUCUCUCAGGAGACUGCAACAUCCCACUCCCCUCUCACUUCCACACCCUGCCUCACCUUCUACAACAUCAUUUUCUGAAGAUUCACAACUAAGAAGAUUGAUGAUAAUUUUUUUCCUUUGUCUGGUGGACAUAUUACCUAUAGUCAAAUCCUUGUUGGGGGAAAAAGUAUAAAAUAUUUUUUUUCACUAAAACUUGAAUCUAAGUCUGUAAUAAAUGAGAAAAAUUUCAAAAUAGAGCAAAGAAUAUGUCUAAAAAUAUUAUUUUCUAAAAUCAUAUUCUGAUUCUUUUAAUUAAUUCAAUGAGACUAAUUCUAAACAUCUUCUUGCAGAUUUAUGUAUGUAUGAUUUCUUUAGAUAAACAAACACACUGAGGAAUCCUCUCCAGGACAUGGUCCUACAUUAAAUUAUUUUAUACAAAUACUCACAUACACAAUGCAGGUAGGAUGGAUUGUUUUAGUCUACUUCAUUCCUCUGAUUAUCUGAUCAAUGCCAUAAACUAUAAUUCAUUUUUUCCUCAAAAUAUGUUUUAGCAACUAAAAUACUAGGAAAAUUUAUCUGGUAUGUAACAUAGGUCAAUUCUUGUUGAUGUAGAUUAUCACAAAAAUUGACAAGAUAUUGAAUAUUAGAUGACCAACUGUUCAUCUGUAAGCCAGAACUACAUUUUAUUUUAUUCAAAUAUGAUUGGAGAGAUACUCUUAUUCCCUUGAAAUUGAAAGUGCCCUGUGGUCUGGCCUUUGUUACCAUUUAGUACAAUUUAAGUACUUGUAUACAUAGUACUUCAUUUGUGUUUUUCUUCUUGAACUUUUCCAAACUUUUAUUAGUACACAAAUUGCUUUGUCUGAAUUUAUGGAGGACCACCUUGAAUGGUCAUGAAUCAGUCAGCAAUGGUUAGGGAAUGCUUAAAACUUCACUAGGGCCCCUGACACUGUUGAACAGAUGAGGAAGGGUGCAACAAGAGCACACGAAGAGCAAAACCAAAAGGUAGAGGAUGUGCAGAACUAAAAUCUAAACAUAGAUUGUGAAAUGUAAGGGUUCAGAGAUAACAAAGAAGAUUACAAAGCUCGGUGGGAAAUGCAUCAUGUAAAAUGCACAGGUUAGAAAGGAGGGGGUUAAUAUAGGGCACAAAUACUAACCAAGCGAUCGAAGAAAAUACAUGGGGAAAGUAUCCUCCUGGGCCAUUUGGUUGAUGGAUCUGUAUAACCUCCUUUGAGUGUUGUAAUGAAAAGUAAGUCUUGUCUGUACCAAUGUAAUAGAGAUAACGUUUGUAACAAAGUUAAGUAACAAAGUGUAUAAUUCUUGGCGCAGUUGUAAUCUCUGGAAUAUUCAAAGAUGUUUAGUAUUUUGACCACAAUACUUGCUCAAAAUCUUUUUGGUUCUUUUCCUAAAGAAAAGGGCUGAAACUCAAGCUCCUUCUGGAUAUCAACAGUCUCUUGCUUACCAUACAUCAGCUCUGACUCCUGUGAAACUAGAAAAACUUAAUUGUUUGAGAUGGAAAAGCCCUUCAUAGUUUCUAGGAAUGGCAGUUAAAGUCAGAUGGGUUGGUUCAACCUAGGGCACUUAACAACUUUAACAAUAAUGACAAAGGUUUCCUCAGGGUUGAUAAUGUGAUUUGACUUUGCAAAUCAAAGGGAAAUAAAUGUUUUGUAUCCCAUGGAAAACA
This is a messenger RNA of Rattus norvegicus (Norway rat), 3329 nucleotides long. RefSeq names its product transcription factor EC (gene Tfec). The record is from RefSeq and is a predicted model, not a curated record. Gene Ontology annotation, cellular component: nucleoplasm; nucleus. Gene Ontology annotation, molecular function: DNA-binding transcription repressor activity, RNA polymerase II-specific; sequence-specific double-stranded DNA binding; protein dimerization activity. Gene Ontology annotation, biological process: positive regulation of transcription by RNA polymerase II; negative regulation of transcription by RNA polymerase II; regulation of DNA-templated transcription. Lineage: Eukaryota; Metazoa; Chordata; Mammalia; Rodentia; Muridae.